Hyaloscypha bicolor E is the source of this 2457-nucleotide messenger RNA. RefSeq lists its product as uncharacterized. The record is from RefSeq and is a predicted model, not a curated record. The transcript is spliced from 6 exons. NCBI's taxonomy places the organism in Eukaryota, Fungi, Ascomycota, Leotiomycetes, Helotiales, Hyaloscyphaceae. The coding region runs from base 93 to 2252 and encodes 719 amino acids.
ACUCCCGUUCCAUGUUCAGUCAUUCAGAGAGGGUCUCUUGGAUUUUAUUCAUUUCUUGGGAUUGCAAGGGACCAUAUUAGUUGCUGGAGCAGAUGAUGAUGACUUCAUUCCGUUAUCAGCAUGCAAGCCGGAUGGAUCUCGUGAACGGUGCGAGGAGCGCUGAAAAUUGCGGAGAAUGGAAGAUGCUGAUUCAAAAGCGGCUGACUCAUGGAAUGGAGAGUGCAAACAACUUUGGUUCAACUAUGCAUACCAGCAUUGCAUGGGCAGAGACCGGCCUUUGGCGUGCCAAACCAGAUCCACCUAAAGACCCAAGUCACCAACCUUCGCCAAGUCUGUACUUCGGGUUUCCGAUUCGCAAAAUCGACGGAGCCGACCAAAAAAUAGCCAAAGGCUUCCAAAAGGACUCAUCAUUUAACAAUUACACUCUGACAAAUUUUGCUAAGCUCACAAUGAACGGUCUUCAGUGUGUUCCGUUCGCUCGACUUCCACUUGUUGCGGGGGAUCCAUUAGUGUGCUUUCCUUGGGCUAUAGUCCAAGUACUUGGCACGUUUACCUCCGACAAGCCAAACGAUGCUUCCUUUACAGACACGGUUUCUGAGGCCUCUGCCGCUGCAUCAAUAGCACUCUCGAUGUUCGAAAGGUUGGCAAAAUUCGCGGAUGAGAAGCAAGAUGGUCAACACAUCCCACCUGUUGUCGUCAUCACGUCGGUUGGAGCAAAGACGAUAGUGUGGCUUGCUUACUGCGAGAUUGUCGAUGAUCGACUGCGAGACCAUAAAAUGAUAAGAAUUUGGGAGGGCAACAUCACCAAGAUCUGGGAUGCAGUUCAAUUCUGCCGUAUCAUAGACAAUCUCUUUUUCUGGGCUCAGCAUUGUUUGAAGCCCAUGGUGACGCAGUAUCUAAAUCAAUGGAGGUGUCGUUAUUGCCCCAACGUCCCGAACAUGCAGUCCCAACUCGAAAAGAAUUCAAAUACCGCGGAGCUGGUCCAUCGGAUUCAAGAUCGCUUGAGCUCCUUGGGAAUAUCCCCGGGCGGAGAUCUACCAGCACUCAUUCAGCAAGCUGUGGUGCUCCAGGAAGUAAUGAGAUCGAGCGACAAAGAGCCAAAAGUGGACUCAACAUUGAAAGACGAAAAGGAGCUUUCUGAAACUGCUACAGAAACACAUCCCAAGGACAGCAAUUUUAAUUCCAAGUCAUCUCGUUUACCGAAUGCUCGAGAAGGUAAAGGAGAUGACUUGGAAUUAAAAUUGCUGUCCUUGGGAUUUGUACCCGAACAACUGUUAUCAGGAAAGUGCGUCGAGGCCAACAUUCCCCUUGUCAGCGAUCUCGAGCAUUAUGACCUUCACCCCGACAAAGCUGAGAGAGGUAGUGCCGAGCCUUCUGUGCUGUGUAAUAAGAACACACUUCAACCCAAGUUACCUCUCAAGCAUGAAACGUCUGUAAUCGUCGUCCCGAUCAAGGACAAAGAAUCUGACCGUCAGAAUUCAAAAGUACCUGAGGGUACAAAAGCUACCUCUGCCAAUCUCACUUUUGAUGAGCCUGUUUCGAUCUCCGAAUCACUUGUUCUUUCAGCUGCGGAUGAGAACUGCGGGAACAAUUCUUCAUUAUCCAACCCACCUCAGCCAGCCAAGGGAAAAUUUCUAGGUUCUGAUGUGAGAGAGAACUCAUUACUUGAUCCAUCGAAAGACUUGGGCCACACCAGUCCCAACCUUGUACAAAGAACCCUUUUCUCCAUGGCUUCAAGUGUAGUGAAUGGGCAUGUACUGUCCUUAAAGAAACAGCGACAACGAAAAAGCGACCUCAAAGUUGAAGAGAAACAGAAGCUCAACAUAAACCUUUGGUCACCUUCGGACAACUCAAUAUCAACUAAGGCCUUAGGCAAGCGAUCCAAUGCUAUUGGUCCACCCUCAGCUCCGUCCAGCCCCUUUGUCUCAGAAACUUUUAGGCUGAGCUUCGAGGUAAGGCAAUGGUUAGACUCGGACCGGGAGGAACAGGACAACUCAAGCAUGGACAAGAGAUGCCGCCAUGGACCGUACCCUAAUCUUCACAUUUGGCUCCUUGAGCAUGACGUGUAUCGGCUCACACCAGCUAGGCGCAUCUGGCUUCAGAAGAAGAUGAUGUCUGAACAACAACCGGCAAUUAUAGAGCCUCUGCCACCGCCGCCUAGCUUGAGUGUUAAGAUUCCUUGGAGAGGAAAAAAUAUCAUCGUGAGACUGCCACCUGCUAACUCAUUUUCGGCGUCUACCGAGAAAAAAUAAAUUACCUGAAAGGAGGGACAAUAUCGAAAUGAGUUGUUUUUCAUCACCUGGCAGGCCUUGCCUUGUAGUUCUAUAUUUUUCUCCAAGCUCCCCUUGAUUCUCUAUGAAACUGAGCUUGCAUCAAAACAAUGAUCUUCUUUUAUCUUUCCCAGAGCUCUAAAUCCAAAUCUUACAAGUCAAAGCUCAGAUAUCGCCCUGUCAUACC